AUGGCUCACCCGCACCCCAUUUCGCUUAAAAGGCGCCGAGUAGCGCCAGCAGCGAAAGAGGAAGAAGAAGAUGAUGAUGAAGGGUUCUUAUCUCUGAGGAUCUCCAAGAAGCAAAGCCGGAAAGACGACUCUUCCGAUGACGACCAAGGGCCCUCGUAUCGAUCCAUAGAAGGCAAAGCCAAGCCCAAAACUGACGACACUGAUAUGGACUCGGACUCGGACUCGGAUGCCUCUGAAGACGCUGACUAUGUAGAAUCGAACAAUCCUCUUCAGUGGAAGUCAAUCCAACUCACGCGCCGCGUCAAGGAGAACCCGGAGGAUACAAACUCGUGGCUGGAACUGGUUGAGCACCAGAACGAACUGCUGCGCGCCAGCACCGCAGAAGGCACGGCUCCGGACAACGAAUCCCACAGUUACAGCGAGAUCAAGGUCUCCAUGCUGGAAAAGGCCUUGCAGAAUGCGCGAGACCCCGCGGACCGAGAGCGCAUCCUCGUGCCGCUGAUGCGUGAGGGUGCCAAGGUCUGGAGCAGCAAGGUUGCGGCCAAGAAAUGGGCCGAGGUCGGCAGCCAAGCAGACUCGCACGGCCUAUGGCGCGUGCGACUGGAGUUUGCCAUGACGAGCAUUGCUGACUUUGACUAUACCAUCGUCAAGACGAUGUUCGUCGAACGUCUGCGCCAUGUACUGUCCAACAACCCUGAGAGCACCGAAGCCUAUCUGCAAGUGAUUGAGGUUUUUCUGCUAGCGACCAGAUUUGUGCACGAUUCCGGAUACAAAGAGCUGGCGGUUGCGGCGUGGCAGGCCCUUCUGGAGCUCACCUUCUUCCGACCAGAUGUCCAUGGCGCGGCUGUGUCUGUGCCGGACUCGUUCCAGGAGUUUUGGGAAAGCGAGGUAGCGCGCAUUGGCGAUCUGGGCGCGUCUGGGUGGAAGCACUACGUCGAGACUGGCGGAGAAGACGAGCCGCCCGAGCCGCUACCAGCACAGUCCAUUGCCGCGACGGCCGCGGCCCGGUCGAAGAACCCGUUCACGGCCUGGUCGCAGCUCGAGAUCGAACAUUCCAACGAGGCCAAGCUACCGGCGAGGACCAUGGACGAUGGCACGGAAGAAGACCCCUUUCGAGUCGUCACGUAUACCGACGUUGAACCGUUCCUCUUCAUGAUCCCGCUGGCCCUGGUCUCGAGCAUCGGUACUUCGCUCUUCGAUGCGUUUCUCAUCUUCUGCGGCUUACCACCUGCUUCAUCGAACGACUGGGCUAGAACGCUCUAUAAAGACCAGCUACUUGCUCCCGUCUGGGGCGACGUACCAAGCGUUGCCAUCGGCGCCGGGACAACGUCAGCGUUGCAAGACGAUGAGUCCAUCGUGCGCAGCCCGCCGCUCUUCAGUCGGCCCUACAGCGCCUUUUCGAUAUCGUCACGUUUGCUAUUCCCUGGGAAGGAGUGGUUCUCGUAUCUCCCGUCGCCAUUGUCCGGCACUUUGAUUGAUAGUAGCUGGCUAGAGGCCACGCUCGGGCAGUUGAUCUUCUCCGCGGGAUGCGAUGAGCUAUCAGAGUAUUACCUGGCCGUUUCCUCCGCACGGGAUCCGUCCUCUGUGAAGAAGACGGCCAAGAAACUGCUGAGGCGAGGCCCGGAGAAUGCCGCUCUGUACAACGCGUAUGCACUCGCGGAGCAUUCCCGUGGAAACAGUGAUGUGGCAGCCAACGUCAUCGAAUCGGCACUUGCAUCCACCUUGAUUUCAAAGCAAAGCAGCCGCCUUCGGCUCCGUCACACGGCGGCCUGGAUGGCACUAGAAAACGGACAUCUUGCCUCGUCCAAAAAGGCCCUUUGCGCCGGGGACGGUUCGGAGGCGGAGGCGGAGGUGUCCUUUGCCGACGUGCUCAAAGCGAGCUCAGCGUUUUCAGGCGGCAUGUCGGAAUCCUUGUCUGUCGGUGACGUCGAGUCUGCAGAAACGGCGGCAGAGUGCCUUGUUUUACACAGCUACUUGACUAGCAGCGAGGCAUCGGAGCCCAUGUCACUCUCGCAGGGCAGCAUAUCGGCGGCCAUGCAGACGCUAGACACUGCAAGCCAAGAACUGGUGGUGCGCGGACACGGCGGCAGUCCCGCGUGCGAGCGGCUCGUCCAAUUCGGCGCGCAUCUUUUGUAUCUCCACGCCGCAAGAGGACCGCAUCGGCGAGCUUAUAUUCGGGGACAGAUGCGCAAGCACCUGCGCAGCUUCCCCGGCAACGCCAUCCUGCUGUCCGUGCUCGAGUGGUCCGACUCUGGGCUGCGUGUCGUGGACGAGACCCGGCAGCUCCUCCGCGACCACGCAGCCGAAGGCGGCGGCGUGGGCGGCCAGCUCCUGGCCGUCCAGCACGAGCUCCUCCGCCGGGGCGGCGGCGCGCACGCGGCGCGGGAGGCAUUUGAGCAGGCGGUGCGCAGCGACGAUGCCGGCCGGGCGAGCGCGGCGCUCUGGACGUGGUACGUGCGGUUCGCGCACGCGCACGGCGGCGCCGCGGUGGCGGUGCUGUACCGCGCGCUGCGGCACUGUCCGUGGGCCAAGGCCGUGCUCAUGGAGGCGUUCCGGACGCUCGCGGCGGAGAUGCCGGAGGAGGAGCUGCGGUCGGUGUACGGCAUGAUGACGGCGAAGGGCCUGCGGGUGCACGUCGAGCUCGACGAGGUCCUGAAGAGUCGGGUUGGUGAGGGCAAGUGGUAG
Cordyceps fumosorosea ARSEF 2679 is the source of this 2685-nucleotide messenger RNA. RefSeq lists its product as hypothetical. The transcript is spliced from 3 exons. Gene Ontology annotation, biological process: translational initiation; regulatory ncRNA-mediated post-transcriptional gene silencing; negative regulation of RNA catabolic process. Lineage: Eukaryota; Fungi; Ascomycota; Sordariomycetes; Hypocreales; Cordycipitaceae. The coding region runs from base 1 to 2685 and encodes 894 amino acids. The record is from RefSeq and is a predicted model, not a curated record. Gene Ontology annotation, molecular function: translation initiation factor activity; RNA binding; protein binding. Gene Ontology annotation, cellular component: catalytic step 2 spliceosome.